AGUUCCUCAAAGAGAAAAACCCAGUCUGUGUUAAGUGCCGAGUCAGUCCUGACUUCUGAGAGAGCUGGCACCAUGUCUGACGGAGAGCGUUUCACGCCCAGCGCUCCGAGUGAUCACCCAGCGUGCCACAGAGCGGCUAAAUCACACGAGGACCCUCAGGCUGUGGAAAACUUCAGGAGGAAACUGAAGUACUUCUUCAUGAGUCCAUGCCAGAAGUACAGAGCCAGGGGUCGUAAGCCGUGGAAAAUGAUGCUGCAGAUACUCAAAAUUGCCAUUAUCACCUUCCAGUUAGUUUCUUUUGGAUUGAGCAACGAGAUGAUGGUCACCUUCAAAGAGGAAAAUAUCGUCGCCUUCAAACAUUUAUUCCUGAAAAAUUACCAGGAGAGAAAUAAAGAUUACGCCUUGUACACAAGAGAUGAGGUUCACGACCACAUCCUCUACAUAAUCAAUAGGUAUCUACAUCUACAGAACCUGACGGUUGAUAACCACGCGUUCGAGAGGACCGACGGCGUGCUCACUCCUCUGUCCAUCUGCCAAGAUUUAUAUCAACACGCCAACGUUUUACCAGCCAACGAGACUUUUGACAUCGAUCCGCAUGUAGAGACAGAAUGCGUUUCUAUUUACCCCAUUUCACUCUACAAGGAGGGCGAUUUGGAAAAAGACAUGAACAUCACUUUAGAUUUUCAAAGGUUGUUAGCAGUGAACAUCUAUCUCAAAGUCAAGGCUAUCAACCUUCAAACGGUGCGUCAUAAGGAGUUACCGGACUGCUAUGACUUUUCCAUUAACAUCAAGUUUGACAACCGUGCACACAGCGGACAGAUCAAGAUAUCUCUAAGCAGUGAUGUUCAGAUAAAAGUCUGCAAGGACUGGAAUGUUUCUGGCUCCACAGACCUUCACUAUCAGCUCAUCGUUCUGUUCGACUGCGUGGUGAUCUGCUCCUGUUUGCUCUCGCUCAUCCUCUGCACGCGCUCCGUCUACAACGGCGUGCUCCUGCUGCUCGAGUACAUCAGGUUUGCCUCCAAUAACCACAGAAGAAGAGUUGGCUGGUCUGAGAGAGCGGAGUUCAUCAACGGCUGGUACAUUCUCAUCGUCGCCAGCGACACGCUGACCAUCGCAGGAUCGGUUCUCAAAAUAUGCAUUCAGAGCAAGGAACUGACAAAUUACGACGUGUGCAGUAUUUUACUGGGCAUAGCAACCAUGCUGGCGUGGAUUGGAGUGAUGCGCUACCUGAGUUUCUUUCAGAAAUAUUACAUACUCAUCCUCACCCUGCAGGCCGCGCUUCCCAACGUCCUCCGAUUCUCCUUCUGCGCCGUCAUGAUCUUUCUUAGCUACUGCUUCUGCGGAUGGAUCGUUUUGGGGCCGCACAAUGACAACUUUCGGUCCUUCAACAUGGUCGCUAACUGCCUGUUCUCCAUGAUCAACGGGGACGAGAUCUACUCAACCUUCACCAAGAUCCGAGGCAAGAGCGAUCUGGUGUGGAUGUUCAGCAGGAUGUAUAUCUACAGCUUCGUGCCUCUCUUCACGUUCAUGAUCACGAGCCUCUUCAUCGCCUUAUUCACAGACACCUAUGAAACCAUCAAGAAAUAUCAGGAGCACGGAGCGCCGCCAUCAGAGCUGCAGGCUUUCAUAGACGCAUGCAAGGACCCCCCGAGCUCUGGGAAGUACGUGGUAGACGACGAAUCCUCCACCUUCUGGUGUCUGUGUGCUCCUUGUGUCAAUUGCACCUGAAACUGAUGAGAAAAAGCAUUGCUGCGGACCGUUGGCCCUCGAAAUGGUCGCAGGCCUUUCAGGAUCACUGAGAGCACUAAGAAAAGUUCAAUACCAGUAAUAAGAAAUGCAUAUUUUAAAGGGAGGAGAACAAUCUUGCCACAUGAUGUGUUGAACUGCACUCAUUACAUGUAGCUAAUGAAUUAAAAAGCCAAAAACUGCUCUAAUGAAGGCUAAUGUAGCAUCUUUAAGUAGCAUUACUUAUGCAUUAUUAUAUAAUUGAUAAUAUUGUUCCCUAGGCAAAAUCAAAUCAUAUAACAUGUUAUAGCAAAUUAUAAUACAUAUACAGUUAUGAAUCAUUUCUGAUAAAUCAAGCUACGAAAUAAAAUGCGUUGCGCAGCUAAAAAGUGUAGCAUAAAAGUAGCGGUUUGACUUUUUAUUGAGAAUACGGAUCGAACGCAAUUGCUUCUGUUCGUGUGGUUUCUGCAAACAGUCGUAAAUGUUGUCAAUAAACUGAUAAAACACAAA
Puntigrus tetrazona (Sumatra barb) is the source of this 2235-nucleotide messenger RNA. It is a transcript of the gene mcoln3a, whose product is annotated as mucolipin TRP cation channel 3a. Gene Ontology annotation, molecular function: NAADP-sensitive calcium-release channel activity. The record is from RefSeq and is a predicted model, not a curated record. Bases 73 to 1728 code for a protein of 551 amino acids. NCBI's taxonomy places the organism in Eukaryota, Metazoa, Chordata, Actinopteri, Cypriniformes, Cyprinidae. The transcript has 12 exons. Gene Ontology annotation, cellular component: plasma membrane; lysosomal membrane.